Molecule: messenger RNA, 2413 nt
Organism: Ochotona princeps (American pika)
Lineage: Eukaryota; Metazoa; Chordata; Mammalia; Lagomorpha; Ochotonidae
Gene: PGAP3
Product: post-GPI attachment to proteins phospholipase 3
Exons: 8
Coding region: 133-1095 (320 amino acids)
Biological process (GO): GPI anchor biosynthetic process
Cellular component (GO): endoplasmic reticulum membrane
Molecular function (GO): hydrolase activity, acting on ester bonds
Source: RefSeq, a predicted model, not a curated record
GAACUUUGAUUCCGAGUGCCUGAACGUCGGCGGACACUAGAGCCAGGAACACAGGGACAUCCGGCUACUCCGGAAGUAGAGGUUUCCCACGCUCCUUAAGCUCCUCCCCCGGCGGCGAGCCAGCGGGCUAGCAUGGCGGGGCGGGCAGCGGGGUUGCUGCUGCUAGCGGGGGCUGCGGCGCUGGCGAGCGGCUCCCAGGGCGACCGCGAGCCGGUGUACCGCGAGUGCGUGCUCCGAUGCGAAGAGCGGAACUGCUCCGGGGGCGCGCUGAGACACUUCCGCCUUCGCCAGCCAAUCUACAUGAGCCUAGCAGGCUGGACCUGCUGGGACGACUGUAAGUACGAGUGCAUGUGGGUCACCGUGGGCCUCUACCUGCAGGAAGGCCACAGAGUACCUCAGUUCCAUGGCAAGUGGCCCUUCUCCCGGUUCCUGUUCUUCCAAGAGCCUGCCUCUGCUGUGGCUUCCUUCCUCAAUGGCCUGGCCAGCCUGGUGAUGCUCUGCCGUUACCGCACCUCUGUUCCGGUGUCCUCCCCCAUGUACUCCACCUGUGUGGCCUUCGCCUGGGUGUCCCUCAAUGCUUGGUUCUGGUCCACAGUGUUCCACACCAGGGAUACCGACCUUACUGAGAAAAUGGACUACUUCUGCGCCUCCACUGUCAUCCUGCACUCCAUCUACCUGUGCUGUGUCAGGACUGUGGGCUUGCAGCACCCAGCUGUAGCUGCUGCUUUUCGAGUCCUGUUGCUACUGCUGCUGACCGCACACGUCUCCUACCUGAGCCUCAUCCACUUUGAUUAUGGCUACAACCUAGCGGCCAACGUGGCUAUUGGCCUGGUGAACUUGGUGUGGUGGUUGGCCUGGUGCCUGCGGAACCAGCGGCAGCUACCUCAUGUGCGCAAGUGUGUGGGGGUGGUCUUGUUGCUCCAGGGGCUGUCCCUGCUGGAGCUGCUCGACUUCCCACCCCUCUUCUGGGUCUUGGAUGCCCAUGCCAUCUGGCACAUCAGCACCAUACCCGUCCACAUCCUCUUUUUCAGCUUUCUGAAAGACGACAGCUUGUACCUGCUGCAGGAAUCCGAGGCCAAGUUCAAGCUGGACUGAAGCCGCAGGGAGCCAGUCUACCCUGUGGGUGGCCCUGCACCCUCCCUGCUGACCUCCUCCCCUCAACCCCCAAAAUUUUGACCUUUUCCUUUUAGCAUCUUGAACUUGGACACGAGGGUGGUGGGCUCAGAAUCAUGUAGUUGCGCAUUCCCUGCAGGCCUCUAGGGUCUGAUGCCAGAGAUGGUGCUGCCCAUUUGGUUCCUGGAGCUGGGCAGCAGAGAGAAUGGGACUAAGGGCUUUCCUGACUCCACUGGGAGACAGACCACCAGUGGGUCCUGCCCCCAGACGCCCUCAAGGGCUGGGUCCCAGAACCCUCUACAGACCUGGGAAACCAGUGGCCCCAGCCUUAGAAGGUGCAGUUAGGGUGGGCCCCUUCUAUUGCCCAGCUCUUCUCUAGGGCACCACUAGGUGGCACCAGAUACUUGCUCUUUGGCUUGGGAACUCAAGUUCCCGAGGGACCUAGGGACCUUGGAGGAACUGAGCUGCGGGAACUAGGAUGGGAGUGGGUUUCGUCCUGUGGCCCCAGCCAGAGCCCCAGGAAGCCUCACCAUACUCCUCCUCAGGACCUGGGAGAGCCCAGGACGAGAGUCCUGCACUGCCCUUUCUGGUGGGGAGGCCUCCUUAAUGCAGAGGAAUAUGGGCCAGGCCAAGCUCAAGGGGGACUGGGCUGGGGACUGAGGCCUAGAUGUGUAGUGUGUGGAGUGUGUGUGUUCAGGGGCAGGUGGGUUAGAAAGAUGUGUCUGGAAUGUACUACAUUGGGGGUGGGGGCAGGGAGUGAUGGACCGGGAUAGGAGGAAUCAAGGACCUAUUGCAAUCACUAAGCACCAGUUUUGCCUGAGGCCAGCCAGGCAGGCAGAACAUCCCAGUGGUGAGGCUAGGGCUGGGGUCCAGGCUGUGUGUGUGUGUGUGUGUGUGUGUACCUUCACCACCCCCUCCCAACUUCACAGGGUGCAGAAAAACUGGGGCACCAGUUUGUCUCAUCCCAGUGCCCUGUGCCAGGCCCCACCAUACCUUGCUCUCUGGGAAAGGACUAAGGCAGCCUGAGGGAGAAGGGGAGAAAGCCUGUGGCUGGGUGAGCCCAGGACGUCUGUGAGGCAGGCGGGGUACACUGUGUCCUGGCAAAGGUGACCCCUUGGUGGUUGCCAGCGGCAGCUCUGGCACAUUCCUGCCCUCCUCCUUGCCCCUCGCAAGAAUGGAAUGUGGAGCUCCGGAAACUUUCCUGAAGGCCAUGUCUGUGCCUAACACAGGGAGAUGGGGUUUUGCUCUGUCCCUGCCCCCAUGCCCCGUCUCUCCCUGUGGCAAUGGGAGGGCCUAUGCC